AUGACGCAGAGGCUGUCUAGAUCUGAAAAAGGGAAGUGGGUACCGGACCCUAACAAGCAACCCCGACGUCCUCCAAUUCUCAUUCCAGAGCCAGAGAACAACUCCCUGGUGGAAGCUAACAAAUUUACUCUCAUUGGACGGGUCACGAACCCACACAUUCGGAAACUACGAGCUCUGGUGGACUUCUUUUUGCAACAUUGGUCCGUCGCUGGACAGUAUACAGGCAGAGAUCUCGGACCUUACCUCUUUCAGUUCACAUUCGAAUCUGAGCGUGACAUGCAAACCAUUCUUAAUAAGGCGCCCUUUCAUUUUAAGAGAUGGAUGCUGAUCUUACAAAGAUGGGAGCCCAUUGUCUCUGAUGAUUUCCCAGCUACUAUCUCCUUCUGGAUCCGAGUCCAUGGAAUUCCUCUGCACUACUGGACCGAACAAGCACUCCACACGAUUGGCUCUGAGCUUGGAGUGGUGGAAACCAAAGACGUGCAACAGGGUAGAGUAAGAGUCCAUGUCAAUGGGCUUAAGCCACUGGAGAUGCUACUGGACAUUACCCUUGCUGCGGGAGGUACAAAACAAGUUGAGAUUGAGUAUGAAAAGCUAGAAAAACAUUGUUUCCUCUGCAAAUCCCUCUCACAUGAGCAGGAUGAUUGCCCUCAGAAACGCAACUUUGGCGGCCCCAACACAGAGAAGAAAGAUAUCAACUACUCAAAAACCAUGGAAAGCCUUGAUUCCUACAGAAGAGCAAAGGAUGACAGAAAGGAAGAGAUGAACCGUAGCUCUUACUAUCAAAACAGAGUAAUGGACAGCCGACCUUAUUAUAGGUCUCGGGAGGAUUUGUAUGCAACCCCUAGGGGAUCAAGGCAAAGGACUCCACCCCGGCUGCACUCCAAUCGAGACUACUACAACAAAGAUGCUUCCAGCGCUCUAUUGGUAGAUAGAGACAGAGCUAACCCACCCCAUUACCGAUGA
Messenger RNA from Brassica oleracea var. oleracea, 963 nucleotides. RefSeq lists its product as uncharacterized. The record is from RefSeq and is a predicted model, not a curated record. Lineage: Eukaryota; Viridiplantae; Streptophyta; Magnoliopsida; Brassicales; Brassicaceae. The transcript has a single exon. Bases 1 to 963 code for a protein of 320 amino acids.